Messenger RNA from Myzus persicae (green peach aphid), 2356 nucleotides. It is a transcript of the gene ArfGAP3, whose product is annotated as ADP-ribosylation factor GTPase-activating protein 2. Gene Ontology annotation, molecular function: GTPase activator activity. The transcript has 12 exons. Gene Ontology annotation, biological process: COPI coating of Golgi vesicle. NCBI's taxonomy places the organism in Eukaryota, Metazoa, Arthropoda, Insecta, Hemiptera, Aphididae. The record is from RefSeq and is a predicted model, not a curated record. The coding region runs from base 280 to 1902 and encodes 540 amino acids.
UCUUAUCAACAAAUUCGAGUUUCUCAUUUUCUCAGGGUUUCAGCUCACUAGUGUUACUCGUGUUAGGUAAUAGGUAUUACAAUUUUCAACUUUCAAGUUUUGAUUUUUAUUAAACUUAUGUUAUAUAGCAAAUGAUAUUAUUAUUUCAUUCUGUCUUAAACGAAGAGUCUUUAAGUUCUAAAAUUCCUUACAUUAUUGCCAUUUAUAUUCAUUAACAUAAUUACAGGUAACAGAAGAUCAUUAAUUAUUGAAUUUGUUACAUCAUUAAAUAUCAACAUUAUGUCUGAAGCAAAAGUUAACAGCGAAGACAUAGAAAUUAUAUUCCAGCGGCUUAGAGCUUUGCCAGUCAAUAAAACAUGUUUUGACUGUAAUUCAAAAAAUCCAACAUGGUCGAGUAUUACAUAUGGUGUGUUUAUUUGUUUGGAUUGCUCUGCAGUGCAUAGAAGCUUGGGAGUUCAUUUGACUUUUGUAAGGUCUACUCAAUUAGACACAAAUUGGACAUGGUUGCAAAUGCGGCAAAUGCAAUUGGGUGGAAAUUCAAAUGCUACAGUUUUCUUCAGGCAGCAUAAUUGCAUAUCUAAAGAUGCACAACAAAAAUAUAAUUCUAGGGCGGCUCAACUAUAUAGAGAUAAACUUUUACAAAGUGCUAAACAAGCAAUGAAAACGUAUGGAACACAGUUAUUUUUAGACCAAUCACAUGAAACAAUUGAAGUGAAACCAGUAGAUUUCUUUGAACAACACACAACUAAUGUUAACUCUUGUAAUGACAAUUUUUUAAGCAACAAUUUUAUGUCCUUUACUUCUCCUAAACAAGAUAAUGGUGAUACAACACUUCUAGGGGGCACUAAAAUCUUAAAUGAUGCAGCACAAAAAUCAAUAGAUCAUAAAACUUUAUUAGGAGGUCGUCAAGCUCAUAGUAAAAGAUCUGGUUUGGGAGGCAAAAGAUUAGGUAUGGGUGCUCAGAAAGUACAUGCUAAUUUUGCUGAUAUAGAAAAAGAAGCAGAAUUAGCUGAUAAAAUGAAAUUUAGCGAACCAGAAAAAACCGAAAAUGUAGAGAAAUCUAAUGAAGACCAAGAAACUCAGAUGUCAUCAAUGAGGUUAGCCUAUCAAGAUUUAAGUUUAAAGAAGAGUAAAGAAGAGGAAAAAUUAAAACAAUUUGAUCCUAAAAAAGCUGCUCAAUUAGAAAGACUUGGAAUGGGAUUUACAUCAAAAAAUAUUGUUAGUCAUUCAGCAUUAAAUGAUAUGACAACACUAGAUAAAGAAGUAAAAAAACAAACUAUAUUAGACCACAAUGAAGAUCAAUUCUAUGAUUGUUUUGAUGAUGCUAAGACUCCUGAACUGGUUUUAAAAAUGAUGAAUAAAAAUCGUCAAAUUACCAGUGAUGACUUUAUGGACUUUGAUGAUUCUAUUAGAAGUUUAAAAUCGUCAUAUACGCCAUCCAACAUCGAUGUCAUUAAAAAUGAUUGGGAUAAUAUAAAGCCAGCAAAAAAAGUAAACAAAGAAGCUGAAAAUGAUUAUUGGGACUCUCUUAAUGAAAAUUCUAAUAGAAGACAAGGUAGAAAUAAUAGAUCAUCAAAUUUAGUGCCUCAACCUUCGGAAAAUAAUGAAGCCUUUAAAAAAUUUGGUGGUGCUAAAUCAAUAUCAUCUUCUCAAUAUUUUGGCGAUAGUCAAACACAAUCUGAGAAAUCAAAUCUUUCACGUUUUGAAGGAAGUAAUAGUAUUUCAUCUGCUGAACUUUUUGGCAGAGAAGAAAUGACAGGUGUUAAUUCUACAUACCAACCACCUGAUCUAGAUGAUGUUAAAGAAAGCGUUAAACAAGGUGUAACAAAAGUAGCCGGUAAAUUAUCAUCUCUGGCUAAUGGCAUGAUGUCAUCAUUUCAGGAAAAAUAUGGAGGUUAUUAAAAUGUUUGAUCCAAUGCAUACAGAUAAAAAAUAUCUAAUAAAUGAUACUAUAGUAUCAGUGUUGUAUGGAUAUAUUUUGUAAAUAAUUAUUUAAAUUAUUUCAUAUUAUUAUAUUAGUAAUUAAAGCAGUUUAUUACAUUGUUACAUUCAACUAUAAAGGUCGCUUACUUAUGUUCAAACAAAGUGUUAGAAAGUUAAUUUGUUCGAUAAUUUAUUACAACAAGUAAUAGAUGGUACUAAAAUAAUACAAAUAAUAAUAUACAUAUUUAGUAUAAGAAAUAAUUUGUAAAUUAUUAACUUAUAGUAAAAAUCAUAUUGAUGUCAUUUAAAUUGUAAUUUCUAACACAUUGUUCUCCAUUACUUGAAUUUCUAAAUUCUAACAUAAGUAUCCUUGCCAAACAUUUAUUUUAUAGUAUUAUUUAUAUCAAGAUUAUGAUUUAUGGACUACUAAAAA